Messenger RNA from Sebastes umbrosus (honeycomb rockfish), 1913 nucleotides. RefSeq names its product gamma-glutamyltransferase 5b (gene ggt5b). The coding region runs from base 151 to 1833 and encodes 560 amino acids. Gene Ontology annotation, molecular function: glutathione gamma-glutamate hydrolase; leukotriene-C(4) hydrolase activity. Gene Ontology annotation, cellular component: plasma membrane. NCBI's taxonomy places the organism in Eukaryota, Metazoa, Chordata, Actinopteri, Perciformes, Sebastidae. The transcript has 12 exons. The record is from RefSeq and is a predicted model, not a curated record. Gene Ontology annotation, biological process: inflammatory response; glutathione catabolic process; leukotriene D4 biosynthetic process.
GCAGUAGCCAGCUGAUGGAGGAGAGAGGAGUGGAGGGGAGGAUAAACGCAUGCACUUUCAGGAUUAGUAGCAGUGUCCAUAUAUAGAGCGUGUGUGCGCACUGAGCGGCUGCAGCAACAGUUUCCCUGCUUCAACACAAAGUUUUCUCCAAUGGCUAAUUGCAAGCCCUGGCUGGUGUGCUGCUACAUCUUGGCUGCUUUACUCAGCGCGGUUGCUCUCGUGGGUAUGUGCAUCGUCUGGCUCGUGGACAGAGAGUGUCCAAGUGGAAGCUUUACGCACGCGGCUGUGGCUGCAGACUCACUACGCUGCUCUGAGAUUGGCAGGAACAUGCUCCGGCAGGGGGGGUCGGCAGUAGAUGGCGCCAUUGCAGCUCUGCUGUGCACAUCUGUGGUCAAUCCUCAGAGCAUGGGGAUCGGAGGAGGAUCUAUAUUCACCAUAAGAGAUAAAAAAGGCAACGUUAAAGUCUACAACUUCAGAGAGACCGUCCCGAAGUCUGUUAAAACAAACCUGUUACAUGACUGUCCCACCUCAUGGAAACUGAGCAAAGGCAGCCAGUGGAUCGGCGUUCCCGGAGAGCUGCGUGGCUACGAAGCAGUUCACAAAAAGUAUGGGAAGCUGCCUUGGGCCAAGCUGUUUGAGCCGACAAUUCAACUGGCCAGGAAGGGCAUCUCUCUGCCGCCGUAUCUGGGAUAUAUUCUGAAGCACUCCGUGGUGAAAGAGCACGUGGAAAACACAUCUCUCUGUCAAGUUUUCUGCCACAACAACAAAACCAUUCUGAGCACAGGAGACAUCCUGAAGUUCACUAAACUUGCAGAAACCAUGGAAACAAUUGCAAAGAAAGGGGCAGAUGCCUUCUACACUGGCACGAUAGGACGUGACUUAAUCAAAGACAUAAAAGAUGCAGGUGGAACUUUGAAAAAAGAGGAUCUGGAGUCCUACCGGGUUCGGGUGCAGGAUCCAUGGAUCGUUCCUUUGGGAAACGCUCGGAUGUACAUCCCUCCACCACCUGCCGGGGGUCCCCUGCUGGCCUUCAUUCUCAAGCUGAUGGAAGGGUUCGCCUUGACCCCAAACUCUCUGCACGAUGACCAGAAGAUUCUGACGUACCAUCGUUAUAUAGAGGCAGCUAAAUUUGCUAAUGGACAAAGGAAGAGCAUUAAUGAUCCUCACUUUAAUAACGGAAAGAGUGCAGAUCAUCUGAUUGAUGCCUCCUUCAUUAAUCGCAUCAGGGACAUGAUCUUUUCAAACCGCACCAAUAACAAUAACUCCUACUACUUCAAUGCUAAGCCCUCCCGUGAUACCGUUGGGACGACACACGUGUCCGUCUUGGAUGAAGACGGACUGGCCGUCUCUGCCACCAGCACCAUAAACCAGUUAUUUGGAGGAGGCGUUUACUCUCCACGAACGGGCAUCAUCCUCAACAAUGAGCUGGCCGACUUCUGUGGGAGGGCAAAGACAGUGACGGCGGGUGAACAGCCUCCUUCCUCAAUGGCUCCAGUAAUACUGGAGACAGAGUCUGGAGGACUGCUUGUGAUUGGUGGAUCUGGAGGAAGCAUGAUUACCUCAGCAGUGGCCUUGUCUAUGAUAAAUCGCCUGUGGUUGGGGAUGAAUCUGAAAGACGCCAUUGCUGCGAAAAUAGUGUUUGUUAAAGCCGAAAACGAAGUGAAUUUUGAGCCUUGUUUUGACGAGCCUGUGAAAGAUAGCCUCAAAGCUCUUGGACACAAAGUUGGGAACUGGAAAUUCUUCCUCAAUGUAGUCAAUGCUGUGGAAAAGGAGAAAGGAUGCAUUGUGGCCGCAUCGGACAGCAGGAAGCAUGGGGUGUCAGCUGGAUACUGACCAUACAGACCACGAGGAAGCACUAAACUCUGCCCUAAACACUGGCUGAACCUUUAGCCUUAAGAAUAUUGAAUGUGCCA